AUGAUUCGGAUCGCCGUCGGUGCAAAUUUCCUCCUAGCGCUUUCGAUCCUGGCCGUUGCCGAUGGCCGGAAUUUGAUCAAUCUGCUGUCUGAAGCUCGCCAAUUCUUUGGCGGCUUUGAGGAGAAUAGCGUCCUCCUAGCUGGUUCCACCGGUUACUGGAAUUACCGGCACCAGGCGGAUUUAUGCCAUGCAUAUCAAAUCCUCGAGAGAGAUGUUUAUAAUGGAGUUCCUAAGGAUUAUGAUGGAGAAGAUGUUACUGUCAACAACUUUUUGGCUGUGAUCCUUGGGAACAGAACUGCACUCACAGGAGAAGAAGCAUGCUUCCUGGGACAUAUAAAAGCUUGGUUUUUUUACCUUGAAGCUUGUGAGUCCGAAAGUAUUUUUGAGGGCCUUCUUCCUGAAGGCUUGAAUAUAUAUGCAACCACUGCAUCAAAUGCGGAAGAGAGCAGCUUGGGAACCUACUGCCCAGGUGACUAUCUGGGUCCUCCCCCUGAAUAUGAAACCUGCUUGGGUGACUUUUAUAGUGUUGCCUGGAUGGAGGACAGUUUGCGGAAAGAAACUUUGAGGCAACAAUAUCAACUGGUUAGAAGGAGAACUGCUAAUCAAAAUUACUUUUAUGGCUCCCAUGUCAUGCAAUAUGGUGAAUUGAAGCUAAGUGUGGAGAAUCUUUUCCUGUACAUGGGUGCAAAUCCUGCUAAUGAUAACUAG
This is a messenger RNA of Fraxinus pennsylvanica, 708 nucleotides long. The record is from the annotation of a GenBank genome assembly. Lineage: Eukaryota; Viridiplantae; Streptophyta; Magnoliopsida; Lamiales; Oleaceae.